UAAUUAAAAUAUCGGGAAAAAUGCAGAAUAAUUUGGAAAAAUUUGGGAACAAAUCUGGGAUGGUGAAGUUGGGUCGUAUUUGUUCGUACUGUGAUGGUUUUUCUCGUUCAUUUUGACGUGUGUGGCUACACACGUAAAUGACGUUUGCAUGUAACCCCCCAGGUUAGGGAAAAUUGAGAGAUAAAUUGAUUGAAAUUAAUUGUAGCUUCAAAGUGCAGCGUCGCAGCCUCAAAAAGUUGAGUUUUACAGCAAUUAAAUACUAGUAAAUGUGCCUUGUGGUUAGAAUGUGUCUUACUAAUUUAUUUUUUUUUUGUGCCAAGCUUAGCUUCUUUUCUAAAAUACAAAUUAUCUCGAUGGAGCUUCUGUCGAAAUAAUACCACGUGACUACAUUUGACGCUGAACGUCUGCGCGCUGUCUUAAUUCAACGCGUAGUGUAACCUCAAAUCAUCGAUUAUAAAUGUGGUGUAAAUACACGUGCCUAAAACAUCUUUGAAGUAAAACGGAGCAUUUGAACAAUGGGGAAGGCUAAAAAAAUCAAGAUCUCAAAACGUGAUGCAGGGCAAUCGAAUGUCGGCUUAGCAGAGCAGAUUGAGGGCGAAAAAAUAGUGAAAUCGAAGAACAGACGGAAGAUUAGAAACAGAAAAGAUGAAGAUGAAAUGUUUGUGGAUGCUGAUCUUUCACAAAAAAUUUUGGCACAAGCUAGACGUCAACAACUGGAGAUAGAAGAGGAGAAUGACUUAGAAAGGCCAUCAAAAUCCCUGAAGAAGCCUGUCACCAAACUUGGUAACGACAGUGACGUCGAUGCCCAGGAAUCUAGCGAUGAAGAGCUUGGGAAUGAUUACUUCGAGAAUGUAGAAAUAAAUGAAGAAGAUGAACGAGCUUUGGAAAUGUUUAUGAACAGAGAUAAGGCUCCGAUGCGGACGUUAGCGGAUAUAAUAAUGGAAAAAUUGACAGAGAAAAAGACUGAAAUCCAAACACAAUUUUCUGAUGCUGGCUCCCUUCAGAUGCAGGAAUUAGAUCCAAGAGUUCGUCAAAUGUUCGAAGGAGUUAGAGAUGUUCUAGCUAAAUAUCGGAGUGGAAAGUUACCAAAAGCUUUCAAGAUUGUACCUAAUUUGAGGAAUUGGGAGCAAAUAUUAUACAUAACAGAUCCGCCCAAAUGGUCAGCUGCUGCAAUGUAUCAAGCAACUCGAAUUUUUGCAUCAAAUCUAAAGGAGAAAAUGGCCCAAAGGUUUUUUAAUCUUGUUCUUCUUCCUCGAGUAAGAGACGAUCUUGUUGAGUACAAGAGACUCAACUUCCAUCUCUAUCAGGCAUUGAGAAAAGCUUUAUUCAAGCCUGGUGGUUUCAUGAAAGGGAUACUCUUGCCUCUUUUGGAUUCUGGUACUUGCACGUUGAGGGAAGCCACCAUAAUUGGCUCAGUUGUUGCCAAAAACUCAAUACCCAUUUUGCACUCAUCGGCAGCUAUUCUGAAAAUAGCGGAAAUGGAUUAUACCGGAGCCAGUAGUAUAUUUUUAAGGGUAUUCUUGGACAAAAAAUAUGCUCUUCCCUAUCGUGUCGUCGAUGCUGUUGUAUUUCAUUUCCUGAGGUUCAGUACAGACACGAGAGAACUACCUGUUCUCUGGCACCAGGCUCUUCUAACUUUUGCCCAGCGCUACAAAAGCGACAUCAGUUCAGAGCAAAAAGAAGCACUCCUAGCAUUGCUGAAAAAGCAAUCCCACCACACGAUCACACCGGAAGUAAGAAGAGAGUUACAACAUGCUAAGUGCAGAGAUAUAGAAGUUACAGAGCCCGCAGUUGAACAGAUGAUAACAGAUACGAAAUGAUGAUUUAGAGAUAUACGGAUUUGCGCAAAUCUUUCUCAAUAUAUAUGGAUAUCUCUUGUAACAAAUUUAUUCUCAAAUAUAUGUAAUUGUAAAUUA
Messenger RNA from Athalia rosae (coleseed sawfly), 1916 nucleotides. It is a transcript of the gene bys, whose product is annotated as bystin. NCBI's taxonomy places the organism in Eukaryota, Metazoa, Arthropoda, Insecta, Hymenoptera, Athaliidae. The transcript is spliced from 3 exons. Gene Ontology annotation, cellular component: nucleolus; cytoplasm; preribosome, small subunit precursor. Gene Ontology annotation, molecular function: snoRNA binding. The record is from RefSeq and is a predicted model, not a curated record. Bases 516 to 1820 code for a protein of 434 amino acids. Gene Ontology annotation, biological process: rRNA processing.